AUAAAGCGGCCUAAGUAUUCAAAAGUGCGCAAAUUUGGAAGUGACUGCGGCCUCGGCAAAAGCGCAGCUUCUGAAAGUUUGUUGCAGUCAGAUUUCCGAAAUGUUGUGGCCUUACUGAGAAAGCAACACAUCCAGUCUUUGAAACCAGCACCUCCAUGCUUCUUCAUUUUUCUGCACCAUUGUUAUUUCUACAUAUUUAUACCGUCCUCAAGUCAGGGCUCCCCAAAGAGCCCUAGAGGAGCCGCCACAAUUGCGUCAAACGAGUGGAGCGCGAACGGCAGCCCAGAGGAGGGGCGGGACGAUGGUGCUGAGGGGCUGGACAAAACUGUGGAUGGUGAUGCAGAAGGGGUGUGGAGUCCGGACAUUGAACAGAGCUUCCAGGAGGCUUUGGCCAUCUACCCACCAUGUGGCCGGCGCAAAAUUAUAUUAUCAGAUGAGGGCAAAAUGUAUGGCCGCAAUGAGUUGAUAGCCCGAUACAUAAAGUUGCGCACAGGGAAAACCCGGACAAGGAAACAGGUAUCUAGUCACAUACAGGUGUUAGCACGGAAGAAAGUACGGGAAUACCAGGCCGGAAUCAAGGUUUCUAGCCAUUUGCAGGUUCUUGCCCGGAGAAAAUCUCGCGAGAUACAGUCAAAGCUGAAGGCCAUGAAUUUGGAUCAAGCUUCAAAAGACAAGGCCCUCCAGAACAUGGCUGCUCUGUCAUCGGCACAGAUCGUCUCUGCCAGUGUGGUACAAACCAAACUAGGGAUCCCUUCGCUUGCCCAACCUCCAUACGCUCCGCCAGCCAGGUUCUGGACUGGCCCCAUCCCAGGACAACCUGGAACAUCUCAGGACAUCAAGCCAUUUGCACAACAAGGCUAUGCCAUGCAAGGCCCAGUUCCGCCUCAGAUACCUGGUUAUGAGCCUCUUGCUGCCCCUCUUCCGCCUGUAGCUACUGCUGUGCCAGUGUGGCAGGAUCGUACCAUUGCCUCCUCUAAGCUACGAAUGCUUGAGUACUCUGCCUUUAUGGAAGUUCAGCGGGAUCCUGACACAUUCAGCAAACACUUGUUUGUCCACAUUGGACAGACAAACCCCUCAUAUAGUGACCCCUUGCUGGAAGCAGUGGAUAUCAGGCAGAUCUAUGACAAGUUCCCUGAGAAGAAAGGAGGGCUGAAGGAGUUAUAUGAAAAAGGCCCUCAAAAUGCCUUCUUUCUAGUCAAGUUUUGGGCGGAUCUUAAUAGCAGUGUGCAGGAUGGACCUGGUUCCUUCUACGGAGUGAGCAGUCAGUACAGCAGCAGUGAAAACAUGACAAUUACAGUGUCCACAAAGGUCUGCUCAUUUGGGAAGCAGGUUGUUGAGAAAGUCGAGACAGAAUAUGCCCGGAUGGAAGGUGGUCGCUUUGUGUACAGAAUUCAUCGUUCACCCAUGUGUGAAUACAUGAUCAACUUUAUCCACAAACUCAAACAUCUGCCAGAGAAGUAUAUGAUGAACAGUGUGCUUGAAAACUUCACCAUUUUACAGGUGGUGACAAACCGUGAUACCCAGGAGACUCUACUAUGCAUAGCUUUUGUGUUUGAAGUUUCAACGAGUGAACACGGUGCCCAGUAUCAUGUCUACCGGCUUGUCAAGGACUAGGAGAGUCCUGGAAGACAACCUGCCUUAAAAUGCUGCCUGACAAUUUCUAAAACCAAAAAAAAAAAAAGCCAAACAAAGAGGUUUUAUAGGACAGUGGGUAUUUUCUACUUCAGUUACAGUUUUGUAAAAUAGGAAAUGUAUGAAGUUUAAAAACUAUGCACUAUUUUGUGUAAGAACAAGUCUUUUUGUAUUUAAAUGUUAAAAGAAUGAUAAAAUAGGCUGUCUUGGUAAUGUUCCUUGCAAUGUUUUUUCUUUUGUUAUUUCAUUUUUUCAGGGAUAACUUUUGUUUUUGUAUUGAGGAAAAUUGAAUGUGUGGAAGAAAGUUUAGGAAAUGUAAAAAAAAAAAAAAAAGAGAGAGAGAAAUGGAAAGUGAAAGAGUGAAGCUAUUAGACGUGUGUCUGUGCUCCUCAUUUCACAGGCCGGCUCAAAAGUGUGUGACUGGCUGGGCAGCUUUUAUUGAACUGGAAGGAAGCUGCAGGGAGGAUUUCUAACGAGGCAGCGUAAGAUGUUGAUACCCCAUUUUACGUGUGGUGUUCAGCAAAAGCAGUGGUGUAUCUAGUAGCAGAGAUCGUGUCACAAAGCAGUAAAUUCAUGUUUCCCCCACAUUUUAAAUUUUGUUCACAUAAUUAUGUUUUCCAACUUGCAGCUUAUAUGAUUUUGAAACUUUUUGAGGGGGAGUUUUAUCAGGUGUCCCCAAAGACAUUCAGUGUUUUAUUUUUUAACAACACCAGGCAGGAUAUUCUGUUACUUAACUUAUUGAAAAUGAUGAUGAUGAUGAUAUACUUACUUGCUCAUAAGUUCUCCUCACUUUGCAAAUUUGUAAAACUUGAUCUCUAGAAUACUCUUCGACUGUAAAUCAUUGGCAGGCUAAAACCUGAUAAAAAAAUGACUCAAAUCUCUUUUAAACUGAAAUACAAAACUCCACUUCUAGGUCUUGGCUUUCCUUUUGCACAGAGCUCCAGACUGCUGUGAUCUAAUGAUGUAAUCUUACCUCCAAAGCCCUUAGUGGGCCAAUAUAUUCAACGUAUUUGACAGUUGACUAAGUCUUUAUUGCAGUCGACCAGUUGUUUUUUGUUUUUGUUUUUUUAAUAAACAGAUGCAGUUUAAAAAAAAAAAGUCAGUCUGUGGCAGUGUGUCGUCAUGGUGUGCCAGUGGCAUUUUGAGUACAUACUUCCUACAUUAACUUGAACUUUGACCUAAAGAAGGAAAGGCAGCAAUGCAGCCAUGUUAAAUUAUUCAAUUUAGAACAUACUGUGGAUGGUUUUUAAAUAUAUAUAUAUAUAUUUUUUAAUUAUUUGAGGAUAGCUUUUAUCAAAGGAUUUUAGCAAUAGUAAUUGGGAUAUAAAUUGUGUAGUCCAGACGUCAUUCCUCAGAUUUACAUUUUUUUUCACAGCCACUGCAAUCAAAUUUCUGACCCAGCUUUACCGCAGUCAAGAGUUACAGAGGAGCAGCAGUAGUGUGUGAAGAGUAGGAAGUCAUCUUAAACAGGGCACCAGUCUGUCAGAACAGAAAACAAUUUUGUUCCGCACUUGGGUCACGAUUUUCCUCCUAAAACGUGAAUUAAAUAUUGGUAUGUUUAAUAAAGCUGUUUGGAGUUUUUCUAUUUGAAAGGCGGAUGCUGAUAAACAUCACUGCUAGUCUUGGAGAGCCUCCGGCUCAGCUCAGUGGUUUGUAUCACUUGUGCUGCAGUGCUCCCUAGUGGUUGAUACUUGUCAGGCUGGUAUGUGGUGUUGCUUACUCUGUUCUGGCCAGCUGUCUGAUGGCCUCACACAUGACAGGAGAUGCAGUCUCUUGAAAGCUUUGAUUUUUGUUUAGUUCAGUGGCCCAACAGUAGACGACUGGUCCCUAUUGAUAUUUCUAUCAUGGCCUUGCAUUUCCCUGUUGCUGCCUUUACUGUUUUGCAUUGCUAUUGACUGGGGUGUUUUAUGUGGAAACCUCUAAUGGUGGCCCCUGCUUCCUCUUGGAAAGAAGGGAUAAAUCUGCUAUCUAGAUACAGCGGUUCAGAUCAUGUUUGAUUUUUAUUAUUUCGUUAAACCUUCUGGUUGCUCCUCUCCUAAAGCACUAUCACUGAAUGGUAUUAGAUACUUGGUAAAGUGAGAAAAUACUGGUUGUGAAUUAAUGUAUGCAUAUGUUGGAAAUGAUGUUCUAACUCAAGUAUAGAAAAGUUGAAUAUUUCAGAAGUGUUUUUCCACAAGUGAAAAUGUAUACAGGGAACUCCAGAAAUACUCCUGAUUCACUCCACCACUUGUUUCCCAUUCUUUUCUUUUUAGUAUGCCAGUCUUGUUUAAACAAAAUUAAUGUUUUAAGAUGUUUUUAUUAAACAGGAUGCAUGGAGGUACAUUAAGCUGGAGGGAAAACAAUCACUGUCCUCAACAUUUAGUGAAAAGGCCAAAGUUUUGCUUUUUGUAGAAACAUUAAUGCUCGUUAAACUCUUUUGCCGCCUUGUUACCUGGCCUCGACCUUGAUCUAGCAUUAAAUUGUGUUCCCCUGCUGUGUACUGUUAGUUGUGAGGGCAUCGAAAUGGGCAAUUCUAACCAGCAGGUAUCUGCAAGAAUGAAAAUGCUGGAUCAGAUUAUGGACAGCACUGCAAGUGACUAAAAAGAGCUGUUGCCCCCGGCUCUUUUGCUUUGUGUUUUUUUUUUUGUUUUGUUUUUUUGUUCUUGCUGUAGGCAGCCGCUUGUCACCCAGACAAGAAUCAUUAACUUUAAAUUUUUUUGAGUGUGAGAUUCAGUCUGCCACAGUUUAUACCCAUUUUGUUUGCAAGGUAAGGUGUGUUUUGUUUGAAGUGGGAGGGGAGGGUGGGCGUUCUGUUGGCUGGUAUUAUCUGGCUGUGGUUCCUACAUUUGCAUUGAAUUCUUGUAUAUUGUGUUGUCUAAGAUGUGAGGGGUUGUAUCAUAUAAUCGAUGUAUUGUGUAUAACCUUCAAAUAAAAAGCAUGGUGCUUAUGGAGCCAUUUGUUUCUCAAA
This is a messenger RNA of Polypterus senegalus (gray bichir), 4579 nucleotides long. It is a transcript of the gene tead3a, whose product is annotated as TEA domain family member 3 a. Bases 445 to 1614 code for a protein of 389 amino acids. Gene Ontology annotation, cellular component: transcription regulator complex. Lineage: Eukaryota; Metazoa; Chordata; Cladistia; Polypteriformes; Polypteridae. The transcript has 15 exons. Gene Ontology annotation, molecular function: DNA-binding transcription factor activity, RNA polymerase II-specific; RNA polymerase II cis-regulatory region sequence-specific DNA binding. The record is from RefSeq and is a predicted model, not a curated record. Gene Ontology annotation, biological process: hippo signaling; regulation of transcription by RNA polymerase II; embryonic organ development.